CGAACCGUGGUUCGCAAGUGCGCAGGCGCGUGCGCCCUUCCGCGCAUGAGCAGUGCUGCUCCGAGCCCUCCCGCCACGGUCUCCGGCGCCAGCUACGCCGCUGCCGCUGUCACUAUGGCCCAUUACAAAGCCGCCGACUCGAAGCGCGAGCAGUUCCGGAGGUACUUGGAGAAGUCGGGGGUGCUGGACACGCUGACCAAGGUUUUGGUAGCCUUAUAUGAAGAACCAGAGAAACCUAAUAGUGCUUUGGAUUUUUUAAAGCAUCACUUAGGAGCUGCCACCCCAGAAAAUCCAGAAAUAGAGCUGCUUCGCCUAGAAUUGGCAGAAAUGAAAGAGAAAUAUGAAGCUAUUGUAGAAGAAAAUAAAAAACUGAAAACAAAGCUUGCUCAGUAUGAACCACCUCAGGAGGAGAAGCGUGCUGAAUAGGAUUCUUCUCAGUUGAAAAGACACUGAAAAAUGGUUUUGUAUGACUUGAAUAGUUUGUAUAGUAUAUAAUCUUUUCUGAACAGAUGCUAUAGUACUCUUUUAAUGUUAAAUUCACCUAUCACACUUUAACUGUUAUAAACACAUAUACUUAGAAUCACCAAUAAAAACUCAAUAUAACUUUCUUUGGGUCUUAAAAGCAGGAGAAUCAAAAGGGAAUCCUGAAAAAACAUCUAAACACAGCCAUCUAAUUCAUUACCUUAAAAGACAUUCUGUUUAUUAGUCUGACUAGGAAUGAUGGUACUGGUUGUAUUUUAGCCAAGGAAGUUUAGCAUGGAGCUAUUCCUUGGUUUAGUUCAGGAUAUGAACACAGGUACAGUCAUUCUUUAAAAUGAAGAUGACACUGUUGUUUAUAUUCUCUGUAGGCAGCUGGAGAGAUCUGUGUGACAUAAGAUACUGUUGCAUGGGGUCUCAUGAAUCUUCUGCUCUUGUUUAUAUAAUGUGGAACAAAUGACUCUUCUUUGCCACCACUUUGCCUUAGAUAACUGUGUGUGUGCCAGUGUGAACUCUGACACCACAUUUCCUUCUAUGCAAUCAUGCCCUAUCUGAUAAUGUUGCCUUGCUUUACUGUGUGCUUCCGUGGGUCCCAGUUGCACAUUGGCCUUUCUGUGUUGUUUUUCAACUUGCUAUAAUAGCAGUUAUCCUGAUUGUAAUUUAUAUAACUUUAAAGAGAAUCACACUGUUCCCCUGCCUUACUUGUUGCUUAGCCGAACACAGAACAGAGGCAAUAUAAAAUUCUGGGUUCACGCACAAGCUGGGACAAGAAGGGGAAUGAGCCAUAUAUCGUGGAAAAUUAUAGUUUGCGGGUAUAAUUAUAUAGUGCUUUUUUCCCUCAAAGUAUUUUUCUAGCCUUGAAUUCAUUUUAUCUUCAUUAUCCCUGUGAAGUAGGUAGGCAAGUAUGAGGGGAGGUGGGGUGCUGAAUUUUUAGGCCAAAGACUGAUAUAAAUACAAAUUAUUUACUAAUUGUAGAACCUUGGGCACAUCAGUUAAUUGCUCUGAGAUUCACUUUCCUCAUCUGUUAAAUGGGAGUAAUAUCUGUGCUGCCUACCUCACAGGGUUGUUGUGAGGGUCAAAUGGAAUGUAUGUGAAAGAUUUGUAAAUGGUAAAGCACUAUAUUCUUG
Molecule: messenger RNA, 1604 nt
Organism: Orcinus orca (killer whale)
Lineage: Eukaryota; Metazoa; Chordata; Mammalia; Artiodactyla; Delphinidae
Gene: MYCBP
Product: MYC binding protein
Exons: 5
Coding region: 46-426 (126 amino acids)
Biological process (GO): regulation of DNA-templated transcription
Cellular component (GO): nucleus
Molecular function (GO): transcription coactivator activity
Source: RefSeq, a predicted model, not a curated record